AUGAAGGAUCUGAACGACUCGGAGACCAACUCCGUCAAGAAGUUCGCCUUCUUCGGUUAGCGCGUUCUUUCGAGAGAAAAAAAAAUGUAAAAUAUCAAUUUUCAGGAAUCGCGGCUUCGACGGUAGCAACGCUGACGGCGAUCAUGGCGGUGCCUAUGCUGUGUUUGUACAUGCAGAACAUCCAGUCCGGCCUUCAGGACGACCUCACUUUCUGCAAGUCUCGCACUGACUCUCUCCGCGGCGAGUACAAUCGGGUACAGUUCGUAUGAAACUUUAAAUUUAACGAAUCUCAUUGCAGUUGGCCUCUUUCCGUCAAUCGGCCCUGCAAGCUCGCAAGAAGCGAUCGAGCGGAGAAGGAAAGUGCUGCUCUUGCGGAAUCGGCCUCGCUGGUCCAGUCGGAGAGCCAGGAGACGACGGAACUCCAGGAACCGACGGCAAGCCAGGAACUCCAGGAAAGCCUGGACCAGACGCUCCUUACGAGGCCAUCCCAACUGCUGCUGACUUCUGCUUCGAAUGCGAACCAAGCCCAGUUGGUCCACCAGGACCUCCAGGACCACCAGGACCUGAUGGAAAGCACGGAAGCCCAGGAGAAGACGGCCCAGAAGGAAGACCAGGACCGAGAGGACCACUCGGACCCCCAGGGCCAGCCGGAGCCGACGGAGAGCCAGGAGAGCAAGGGCCACCCGGAUCUCCUGGACAGACUCAAACUGUUCCGUCGCCAGCCGGAGAAACUGGAGAGCCAGGAGAGCAAGGACCCCAAGGAGAGCCUGGACCAGACGGACGUCCUGGAUCUCCGGGAAGACCUGGACCACCUGGAGAGAACGGAACUCCUGGCAACGAUGGCGAGCCUGGCAAGGACGCCGAAGACGGCCUUCCAGGAAAACCUGGAGCCGAUGGACAGAAAGGUCAGUUUUCUCAUAUCUAUUCUCUGAAGAUUGGUGUUCUUCAGGCUCUUGCGACCACUGCCCACCACCUCGCACCGCUCCUGGCUAUUAG
Molecule: messenger RNA, 996 nt
Organism: Caenorhabditis auriculariae
Lineage: Eukaryota; Metazoa; Nematoda; Chromadorea; Rhabditida; Rhabditidae
Source: the annotation of a GenBank genome assembly